CAUCGUUCCCUCACUCCCUCUCUUCUAUCCCUUCUCCCGCUAAACCACUUUCCGUUAUCUGUACAGCGGUUUUCCACCGUCUGAUGACAUCAUCAUCUCGCCCGGCCAGGAAACCGCUCUAGAGAUGGACGGUCUAACCGCUUCCUGCUGCGUAGGCCGGUUCGUUUUCCUCCCCUCAACCAGAACCCGGUCUGCCCGACGCCGGCCCGCUUUUCUGGCUCUCGCCUCAUCGGGAGACGAUCCGAAACUCGACAAAUGGGAUCAGAUGGAGCUCAAAUUCGGACAGUUUAUUGGCGAAGAUCCCAAACUAACCCUAGCAAAGAUAAUGGGAAGAAAAUCAAACCCAGAGGUAUCUUAUCUAGAAAUAGAGAAAUCAUUUGCGAAGAAAAAAGGCAAAUCAAAUGCUGAAAUUGUUAACAUUCCUCUGGAUUGGAGUAAGCAAGAAGCUGAGCCAUCUAAUUCUACAAGUGAUAUGCGUUUCUCUAACAAAAACCUGCCUGUAGAUACAAACUUGAAUCUUGUGCGACCUGUCAUGAAGAAAGUAAUCAAAGCUGAGACGACAACGAAUGAUGUGCCUGUCUACACAGAGAUGAAGCCUAGCCAAUCAUCACAAAAGAUCAAUACCAAGGACAGUAGUGUUUCUAAGGUCAUACUGCGAAAGCCUUCUGCAUUGCAAGCAGAUGACAUUGAAACGGAGAAAUCUUCAAAGCUUGAAAUCAAACCAAACUUAUACUUGAAAAUGAGAAAGAAUCUCAACAGAAGUCCCAGUGACAUGACCCUGUUAAAGAAGCCGAUGGACCGUAAUGACAAUUUUAGCGACAUAACUCUGUUGAAGAAGCCCGAGCCAGUAUGGAUCUCAAAUCCCAAUCAAGAGAGCAUGCCUUCUCCCGAUUCUGAUGGAUUGAAUUCUGGUGAAGCGAGCAUUUUAUCAGGUGAUGUCAAGCUUUUGGAUGCGAGUGCAAUGUCAUCUGAUAAAAAGGAGUUGGAUGAUGAAGUAAAAGCUUCUCAGGUCAACAUAGGAUUACAGCGGCCCGAGCAUCGUGAUCCUGGAACUCCUGAAAGGGAAGUUGCCAUUACUCAGCCUUUGGAUCUGAAGCCAGUUCACUCUAGUAGCAAUUCAUCCGUGCAAGCUGCCAUGCUAAGAAAUCCACAAAGGUUGGACCCAUCAACCAUAAAAAUAUCUGAUCCUGGUGGAGCAGAGAAAACUAAUGUUAACGGUGAGAGCCACAAUGAUGCUGAUGAAAUCAAGCAUUUUCAGUCAACAGCUCUAGGGGCUUGGAAACUGCAGGAACGUGAAGAAAUUUAUUGGACCAGGGCUGAAAAUCUCCUGCGAACAGGAGAAAGGGAAGAAGUAGAGUUGAUUAGCUGCAGCAGCAGAGGUUUUGUUGUAUCGUUUGGUUCGAUAAUAGGUUUUUUGCCUUACCGGAAUCUUGGAGCCAAAUGGAAAUUUUUGGCUUUUGAAUCAUGGCUGAGAAAGAAAGGCUUUGACCCCUCCUUAUACAAGCAGAAUUUAAGCAUCCUGGGUAAUUAUGAAUCUCAGAACAGGAAUAUUCCUCUGGAUUCAAAUCCAAGUCAAAAAACAAAUCAGCAACUUGAAGAAUAUCCAGCUUCAGAUAUGAAAUUGGAAGAUCUUCUCGAAACAUACGACCAAGAGAAGACAAAAUUCUUGUCUUCCUUUGUUGGUCAGAGAAUCAAAGUAAGUGUGAUAUUGGCGGAUAGGAACUCUAGAAAGCUUAUGUUCUCCGGUCGGCCCAAAGAAAAGGAAGAGAUGGUUGAUAAAAAGAGAAGUCUCAUGGCGAAACUUAGCAUUGGAGAUGUCGUCAAAUGCUCUAUCAAGAAGAUUACUUAUUUUGGUAUAUUCGUUGAGGUUGAGGGAGUACCUGCGCUGAUUCACCAAUCAGAAGUGUCAUGGGAUGCAACUUUAGAUCCAUCAACAUAUUUCAAAAUUGGCCAGAUCAUAGAGGCAAAAGUUCACCAACUGGAUUUUGCUCUUGAACGCAUCACCUUGUCAUUAAAGCAAAUAAUGCCGGACCCGCUAGUUGAGGCCUUGGAGUCUCUGGAGUCUAUUGUUGGUGAUCGUAGUUCCUUGGAUGGGAGCCUGGAAACUGCGCAAGCAGAUGUUGAGUGGGCCGAUGUGGAAUCUCUUAUCAAAGAACUAGGGAAGAUCAAAGGCAUUGAGCGUGUUUCAAAAGGCCGUUUUUUCUUGAGCCCUGGUUUAGCUCCAACCUUUCAGGUUUAUAUGGCUUCCGUGUUUGAAAAUCAGUACAAAUUACUUGCUCGAUCCGGAAACAAAGUGCAAGAGGUGAUUGUGCAAGCCUCCUUGGAUAAAGAGCAGAUGAAAGCAGCAAUCUUGACGUGUACAAAUCGGGUUGAAUAAGCAAUUUUAUUAGUUUCUAUUCAUUUGAUUACUGUAAAUCCCUCUUACCCAUCUCUCGGCCCUUUAUUUUAGAUAUCAUUUUCUUCCUGAUUAAAAUGUUUCUAUAAUGUAAGCGGCCUCAAAAGAAAUGCCAUCAUGAUGUAUGCUUCAUGGGACGCGAGUCUUGGUCCACCAGGCCAAUAAUCUGGUGGCCCACCAAGUGCAGGGACCAUAACCCAAGAAAUGCGGUGAUUGGACUAUCAUAACCGUUGGAUUGUUGAA
Messenger RNA from Magnolia sinica, 2638 nucleotides. RefSeq lists its product as uncharacterized. The record is from RefSeq and is a predicted model, not a curated record. The transcript is spliced from 14 exons. The coding region runs from base 125 to 2377 and encodes 750 amino acids. NCBI's taxonomy places the organism in Eukaryota, Viridiplantae, Streptophyta, Magnoliopsida, Magnoliales, Magnoliaceae. Gene Ontology annotation, molecular function: nucleic acid binding.